UGUGUAACCAUGGAGAUGGGUUAGCUGUCGGAGGUUGGCUCUGCGCUCCGCGGCGCGUUGAAAAUGCGCUACGGCCGCUUCUGAGUUCACUAGCUCCAUCGCUUGCAGUCGCUCCGUUGCCCUCCGUUCGUGGAUGCAGCUCAGCAAUUCCCUGUCACACGAAAUUAUCAAACGAAAACAAAGCCCAAAUAAUGUCAUUCAUAACGACACGACAGACGCCAAAAAUAAUUUGACAACUUUCGAAAAUUUCGUUUCUGAGAUUCACCCUGCUUUUAGCGCCCCUGUCCAACCCCCCUGCUGAGAGGGCCGUGCGGGACCAUGAUGCUCAGCGGCUCAGUGGAGGUGUCCGGCCCCAGCGGGGGGAUGAGUGUGGCGGCUGCCCGCAAUGUGGUGCGCAGUUCCAGCAUCAGCGGCACCAUGUACAACCUGGAGAAAGGUCCCAGCGGCACGGUCCCUGACAUGUCUGCUGCCACGGCUGGCUUGACCGGAAACAAGAAGCGCCGCUCCAGUCUCGGAGCCAAGAUGGUGGCCAUUGUGGGUCUAUCGCAGUGGAGUAAGAGCACCUUGCAGCUCAACCAGCCAGAUGGCGCCACAAAGAAGCUGCGCAGCACGAUCCGGAGGAGCACGGAGACUGGUAUAGCCGUAGAGAUGAGGAACCGUGUGACACGGCAGAGUAGUAAGGAGUCAACGGACGGCAGCACGAACAGCAACAGCUCAGAUGGAACGUUUAUCUUCCCAACCAAUCGUCUGGGCCCUGAAAACCAAUUUAGUGACUUCUUGGAUGGCCUUGGUCCCGCUCAAAUAGUUGGACGUCAGACAUUAGCCACGCCCUCAAUGGGUGAUGUACAUAUUGGAAUAGUGGACAGAGGUGGUCAAAUUGAAGUGGAGAUUACCCAGGCCAGGGGCCUAACUCCUAAACCAGGCUCAAAAAACAUUCCAGCAACAUAUGUGAAGGUGUAUGUUCUGGAGAAUGGGGCGUGUCUGUCCAAAAAGAAGACCAAAGUAGUGAAGAAAACUCUGGAUCCAACGUACCAGCAGACCCUGCUCUUUGAUGAGGGCCCCCAGGGUAAAGUACUGCAGGUGAUCAUCUGGGGUGACUAUGGCCGCAUGGAUAGCAAAUGUUUCAUGGGGAUGGCCCAGAUCCUGCUGGAGGAGCUGGACCUGUCAUCCAUGGUGAGCGGCUGGUACAAGCUGUUUCCCACCUCAUCUCUGGCAGACCCCAGCAUCGGCCCACUUACCCGACGUCUCUCCCAAUCCUCGCUGGAGAGCGCCACUAGCCCCUCGUGCACCUAGAUGGGUCCUUGGCCGGAUUCUCCACUGAGCACGUCCUCGAUGACUUCUCUCUGUGUGUCUGUGCUCUCUUUCUCUCUGUGUGUAAUUCACUCUAAAAUAUGUGCUCUCACACCCCUACCUUCCCCAUAGAGCAUGCAAACACACACACACACACACACACACACACACACACACACACACACACACACACAAACAUGUACAAACAUUCUGAUAUAUAUUUAUCCCACACCUGGAAAGCUGCUACUCCAGGGUACGUGGCACACAAACCCCCAUAGGCACACAUGCACAGACACACACGCACAGACACGCAUGGAUAUGCAUGCACCCACAGAUGCAUAUAAGCCCACAGGUGGAUAUGUGAGAGUUAUUGAGUUUAACCAGCAAACACACAGAAGAUUCAUGGUGAGGGGGCAUAUGGGUGGUCACACACUGACCUGUUAGUUGAGAAACACUUUACAGACAAAUGAUGUAAAUGUAGCAUUUAUGUUUGCCCAAGCCAUACACAGCAGAAUGGAGCUAACUUGUCCCUUAGGGUACAUCCUCAUUCUAAAUACCAGUUUCUUUCUUUCUUAAACUCUCUAUGCCAAACCUGAUAAAAGUUUAUUUUUUAAAACCAAAGCAAUUCUUAUUAUCUGUGGUAUCUGUAGAUAAUGGAUAUGUAGCACAGUCAACGACUUGGGUGAGAUGCAAAAAAGAAAAGAAAUACUAUAAAAACUAAGAGAAUCAGUUUAAUAUAUAUCUAUACAUGCUCACACCUAGAAUUAUUUUCACCAUUGAUAAAGAUGAACGAGCAAUGGUGCUUAAAAUAAACAAAACUGAUCACAGACAUACUAUAUGUGACAAAUACCUGUAUGUACAUACAUAUUACACAUAAUCUUGAAAACUUCAUGUAAUCUAAUCAAAACAUUUUUUAAACAAAACAAAAAAAUCUUUUUUUCUUCCGAAUCAUUACUGUUAGCAUUGUUGACGCUCGUGUUUUUUUCUUGACGCUGAGACAUUCCCUUUAACAGCCCAGACUGGCCCUAGUCUGGACAGACUGGCCCUAGUCUGGACAGACUGGCCCUAGUCUUCACAGCUCAGACUAUUUUUAUUUUUAUAUGUAUUAUUGCACCAUGCAGAAUUUUUGUCUGUUUUGCUGUCUUUUGGGUAUCCUCAUAGCCCAAAUCUCUCGUCGGAUCUCUUCAGGUCUUUAACCAGGUCUAGAGACAGAUCUGGUAAUUGUAAAUACAGAUUUUGUUUUUAGAUUCCAUAUUUAUUUUCAUUUUGCAGAAUUUUGGGAGAUUAUAGUGCUAAUGAGCGCCUUAGAGACAGUGGUGAUGAAUGGGCCCCAAAAGAUUCCAUCACCUUUUUUCACAGUGAUUUUAUUAUAAAAUAGGUAAAUAAAAGAAUGUGUUCCUUCUAUGCUUAAACCUAACAUAUGGAUCACUCUCUGUGCUGUACAUUUUAAACAGCUGUUUUCUUCAACUUUAUCAAGGAUAGAAGUAAUUCUGGAGGUGACUGUAAACAUACACACACACACACACACACACACAUGCAGUAAUGCACACACAGUCUUCAAAGGGCAGGGCUCAAAUAGACUGGUCAGGUUAUUUAAAUGCACAUAGCUCCAAUCACAUAAGGUAGCAUAAAUAUAUAACUAAACAGAGCAGAGGACAUAAAUAUAUAGAUAACUAGAUAAUAUUUGUGUUUAUGUAUUUAUUGACUGCAUUCUGCAUGUUUACUCAGCCCUUCUUUAAAAAAUGAAAAAUAUAAAGUGCUGUUUGAAGCCUGCCUUUAAACAUAUUUAGAAUAUAUAGACUGCUUUAUUUAUUUUGCUGAUGUUGUAAAAUUUUCAUUUUAUUUGAAAAAUGUUGAUACGCACUGAGGAGUGGAUAUAGGAUGAUGGCCCACCUAACGUCUCACCAUAAAAAAAGAAUCAGUUGUUUGACUAAACGACUAAACCAGCAGCUCUCGACAAGGUGCACAAUAGAACCCAAAAGGAUUAGAGUGGUUGGACCAAGGCUCCUGAGAGGGCGUGACCGCCAGCGAGCUGUCCAGAUCUAGGGAAGCAGGUGGUCCUUUUUGUGGGGACGAACCGUUUUUCUCUACCAGCAUAUAAACUUGAAUUAUAAAAUGCAUUCGUCCCCACAUACCGUCCUAUUCUGUAGGUCAUUAAUCGAAUGAGAACACCAGCAAGAACAAGGGCAGCAGUGAAAAAACAUCACUGGACAAUGAUAUGGGUUUGAUGGUGGACCACCCUCGGUUGUACGCUCAAAGUCUUUCAAAGGCCAGAAUAACAGACAUUCUCUGUGCACAGCUUGCCUUUUUGGCAUCCAAACUCUUUAAACAUUGUUAUCAUGGCCACUAACCAAAAUAAUGGCCCACGUUAACCCCCAGCUCUGAAGCAGAAUGACUCUAGAUUGCAUGUUCAGCCUAUCCUAGGCAGAACAGAGUUUUGAAGGCUUUUCUUCUCUUUAGGUGUGCUCUCUUAUCCAUCAUAGUUUUCUGAGUUCAGGAUGUAGUUCUGCAGAGUCUGUUGAGUUGCGUUUUUCUGAGCAGGAUUUCUAGGAGCAGUUAUGCUUUGUCAAGAUAUACUGUGUGAAGUUUCCUUGGUUUUGAAUGUUUUCACAAUGUAAAGAAUCAUCUCACAUAUCAUAUUCCCUUAGCUCUAAUCUUUUCUCCAUAUACCAUGGGGCACAAAGUUUGUGGCUUAUUAAUUUUAUGGAUUAUCUCUGACCAUGAUGGGAGUAAAGACUACAGUUUUCAGUGUCACCUCAGUGUUCAGUGUUAGUGAUCCUGUUCCUGUGUUUCUGGUGUCAUCCCUGUGGAUGUAAUGCAUACAAUAAGAACAGCUUUUAUCUUCAAUAUGCAUAUGUGCCUGGUAAGUCUGGUCAACAAUCAUUUGCAUCCUGCAAAAAUAUCUACUAUGUAUUGUUGCACGCUAAAUCCAAAUACGUUUUCCACGUGUCUCUCACCCUUUAUUUUUUAGGUCCAGUAUACUCAUCAUGAAAAUUUCACUUAAUGUGAAAUAUGUCAUUAUGCGUAAGUGGAACCAAGGGCACUGGAUGCCCACUGUAUUGGCAGACUGAUACUAGACAUUGAAGAGGAAUGUUUCUGAGGCAAAAUAUAGGAAAAAACAUUUUAGAACUAUGUUUUAAAAUAUGUGCAUAUUUUAAAUGUCAUCAUAGCUCUACGUAUGAAUAAAUAGUACAUAAUGUAAAAUUUAAUUGCUCUUAAUUAUCUGAAAACAGAUUUGAAAUCAGCAUACAAAGUAGUAUAAGGUCCACCUAUUUUGGUUUGGGAAACACAAAAGGUUGAAAUUUUGUUGCCCAGUGUAAUUUACCAAAAGGUUCAUCGUAUUACUUUUCUUGGUCUGUCAGCCUGAGACUCCUCCCAAAAACCAUCUGUUGUUGGGGAGGUCGAUAUCAGUAGGUUGGUAUAUUUUCUGUAUCGUCAGAAAAAAUAACCCAUUGUCUCUGUAUUUGCCAGGAUUAAAUUUAGUCAACACAAAGCAACUCUUUGGACAAAACUCUUGGUUGAAACUCUUGAAGAUUAUUGGAGAUGGUUAGAUUGUACUGAGAAAAAAAAAGCUCCACAAUAUUGUAUCCAUAGCUGAAUGUUUUCUCUUUGGUAAACUCUAUGAAUUAUUAUUAGAUAUUGAUAUUUUUCCAUGUGAUUUUUAGGUAUACUUGGGACUUAUAUGCAUCCCAUAGCUAAAUGAAAGGCAAAACGACAAUUCGAUCUAUUUCUUCCUCCCUCAGUAAUUCCUUUGGUUAAAUAUUUUUAUUGUUCUGCUCUGAGAUGAAAAAGGUCAAUUUACUUAUUUCCUUUAUAGGGUAAUGUAAUUGAGCAGUAAAGCCUAUUUAAUGCUUUAGGUACUGUGGUUUGUUACUGUAAAUACAAAUGUAUACUGAGGCCAUGCUUAUAAUGACAUAAAUGAUGCACGAUUUUGCAACAGUAGAAAAAAGACAUCGUUGUACCAUCAGAUCAUUAUGGCUGUGGUAUGUGCUGUGCAGUUAGUUCCUUGGACACCAUACUAUUGAUUUGUUGAGCCUCGCCACCUGUAUGUUAUCGGCCAGUAAAAUUAAAAAAAAUAAAAAUAAAAAGUAGACUUUGAAUGACUUGCUAUCAGUUAUAUGUCAUGCAGAUAGUUUGUCCUUGAUUUAUGUGGAGCUAGGUGAUCUUGGCACACAUGAAAGGCUGGAAGGGUAAAGUGAUAAUGAGGUGCACACUUAGUGUUGGGAGACCUUGGUGAUAAUUAUGGCUAAUAGGAAUAAACCUUCACCUGAUUGUCAUGCGGUAUGUCUGUUAUGCUUUUACAUUGUCAGAGAUGGGCAAUGAGACUUUUUUUUUCUUCAGUGACUGUCAGAUACUAUAAAGUGUACAAAUGUUGUAUGUUGAAGGUGCUUUAUGUGGCUUAAAUUAAAAAAAAAAACACCUAAAACUACUUGGUAGGUGAUCUCCAUUUUCACUCAUUAGUAUAAUAUAAGUUAAAGAGUGAUUUAAAUCAAAACCCUGGCAGGGCUUUCUGAAGAUCACUUUUGAAAGAAAAAAUAUACUGAAAAAGUUUGCUCUAUAAUGAGAUUUUUUUAAAAUUUUUUUUUAAAGGAAAAAAAAUAUUUGAGAGUGUUUAUUUGAAGGCUAGCUAAUGGAAACUGCUUGGCUGAAUUCUGCCUGUGAAUUCUUUUCAUGAGGGCUUGUGAUGUCAUUUGCCUUACUAUAUUUUUGAGGUUUGUUACAAGUACAUGACAGGAGUGUUACAACAGUUUGGAUAUACCCUAAAGGCUUGAGCAUUUGCUGUUAUGUACUAGAAGUAUGUUAACAAAGUUUUAUGAUUGUAUUUCUUUUUAACAAAGGUAUAAAUUAAGCUUUGUUUUUGAUAUUACAUUUUAUUAGACAUGUACUCUGAAUUCUGAUAAUGUUACCGAGGAUUAAGUAAUUAACUGUCAAAUGAACUCAUUUAUUCUUCACAAGGAUUGCACUCUGGUGCAUGAUUACAUUACUGUUUACAUAUAUGACAGAUUCAACAUUUACAGAAAUCUCUAUUUUUUGGGGGGGUGGGGGGAGGGGGGGAAUCAGCAUAGGUAGAAAUAUUGUAGCAUUAGUUUGCCUUCCAUUCUCUGACAAAAUCCUUCAGUUUGCAAAAACCUUGUCAUGGCCAGCAUGGGGCACAGGCAUUUACCCUGUUUGGUUGGGUUUUGACUCUAGAUGACCAGUGAGUUACUUUUUAGCUAUAGACACUUUGUAACUACCACUAGAAAAAAAGGUAUAUGUGCUGCUGUGGUGUAAUCUUUCAGGUUGAACACACAAGAAUAACUUGACUUUGGUCAAAAAUUUAAAAGAAUACAUUUUUAUCUGCUUGAAUAUGUAAUUCUGCCAUGGUCAACUAAUGUUUCUUUUUGCUGUCUUUACACAUUAGUCACUCUGCUCUCUUACCCUCACAACGUGUAUCACUGUUCAUAACAGCACAAGAAACUUACAAGUCAUUUUUCACCCUGCCAUGUUUAUAGAAGAGUUUUAAAAGAUAAGACCAAAACAAGAAAUGUAGCUCUCCUAAAGACAGUGCCCCGUUAAAACCAUUGCUGAUGUUUUAAAAUAACUGAAGAUAAAAUUGUUUUAUUAGCCUAAAACCUGAGCUCAGAAAGGACAGUGUCUGGUGUCCCUGCAAAUAAAGUUGUCAAAAGUGGUUAAAGUGCACGUUCUGGCUACAAACAUUUUGCUCAUUGUGCAGGAGUGAUAUACUGUAGAAGAGCUACUACAACAUUUAGGGAAAGGUACAAAGGUAGGAGCUAUAAUUUUAUACUUGUGCUUUGUAAAUGUUUUCUAUGUGCAGUAUUUGAUAAUGUAAAACUGGUAUUUUUGUGGUUUGUACGCUGACAAAUUGAUUAUCUAAGGUGCACGUAGUUUUGUAAGAAAAAUUGGAAAGAACUAAAAACACAAAUGUUUUGAACCCGAAGCCUGUAUCUGCAUGCCUGUUGAGUGACGGAGGAUGGAAGUCAAUAAAGAUUUAUUUGAAUCAUC
This is a messenger RNA of Electrophorus electricus (electric eel), 7293 nucleotides long. It is a transcript of the gene rims3, whose product is annotated as regulating synaptic membrane exocytosis 3. The record is from RefSeq and is a predicted model, not a curated record. Gene Ontology annotation, molecular function: transmembrane transporter binding; small GTPase binding. Gene Ontology annotation, biological process: regulation of synaptic plasticity; regulation of membrane potential; calcium ion-regulated exocytosis of neurotransmitter. Lineage: Eukaryota; Metazoa; Chordata; Actinopteri; Gymnotiformes; Gymnotidae. Gene Ontology annotation, cellular component: presynaptic membrane; cytoskeleton of presynaptic active zone.